Rhinichthys klamathensis goyatoka is the source of this 1667-nucleotide messenger RNA. Its product is annotated as gastrula zinc finger protein XlCGF57.1-like. Lineage: Eukaryota; Metazoa; Chordata; Actinopteri; Cypriniformes; Leuciscidae. The transcript is spliced from 2 exons. The coding region runs from base 36 to 1667 and encodes 543 amino acids. The record is from RefSeq and is a predicted model, not a curated record.
ACAGUGAGAACACGAGUGAUCCAGAACCCUGCAGAAUGAAACACACUGAAGAUCCUGAAGAACAAAGAGACCUGAUGGAGGAGAGCGAGGAGAGUGAAGAACUGAGUGAAGUGGAGGAGGAGAGUGAAGAACUGAGUGAAGUGGAGGAGGAACAUCAUGUCAAACCUGGAGAAAAACCUUUGAGUCGCUCAAAGACUAAAAAUACAAUUUCAAAGAAAAGAAGAGCCAAUAAAUCUACAACCUGCACUCAGUGUGGAAAGAGUUUAUCAAGCAAACAAAGUCUUUAUUAUCACCUCAGACUUCAUACUGGAGAGAGACUGUUCACAUGUGAUCAGUGUGGGAAGAGAUUUAUGAAACCUGAUCAACUUAAAAGACACAUGAAAAUCCACACUGGAGAGAAGCCGUAUGCAUGUGAUAAAUGUGGGAAGGGUUUCACAGAAUCAGCAUACCUUAAAUUACACAUGAGGAUCCACACCGGAGAGAAGCCGUACAUGUGUGAUCAGUGUGAAAAGAGAUUCACACACAAAAGUCAUCUUAAUGUUCACAUGAGCAUCCACACCGGAGAGAAGCCGCAUGAAUGUGAUCAAUGUGGGACAUGCUUCUCACAAAAAGGAAGACUUAAGGAACACAUGAGGAUCCACACUGGAGAGAAGCCGUACCCAUGUGAUCAGUGUGGGAAGAGUUUUUCAUAUAAACGAAGUGUUGUUGUUCACAUGAGAGUUCACACUGGAGAGAAGCCGUACAUGUGUGAUCAGUGUGAAAAGAGAUUCACACACAAAAGUCAUCUUAAUGUUCACAUGAGGAUCCACACCGGAGAGAAGCCGCAUGAAUGUGAUCAAUGUGGGACAUGCUUUACAGACAAAGCAAAACUGAAGAAACACAUGAGGAUCCACACUGGAGAGAAGCCGUACCCAUGUGAUCAGUGUGGGAAGAGUUUUUCAUACAAACGAAGUCUUGAUGUUCACAUGAGAGUUCACACUGGAGAGAAGCCGUUCACCUGCGAUCAGUGCGGGAAGAGCUUCACACAAAAAACUCACCUUAAAGGACACAUGAGGAUCCACACUGGAGAGAAGCCAUACGCAUGUGAUAAAUGUGGGAAGAGAUUCACGGAUUUUGGACACUUUAAGAGUCACAUGAGAAUCCACACUGGAGAAAAGCCGUUUAUGUGUGAUCAGUGUGAAAAGAGAUUCUCAAACAAACAAUAUCUUGAUUAUCACCUGAGAGUUCAUACCGGAGAAAAGCCGUUCACAUGUGAUCAGUGCGGGAAGAGCUUCAUGAAAUCUGAUAAACUUCAAAGACACAUGAAAAUCCACACUGGAGAAAAACCUUACAAGUGUUCACACUGUGACAAGAGAUUCAGUCUGUUGGGAAAUCUGAAAACACAUGAGAGGAUCCACACUGGAGAAAAACCUUACAAGUGUUCACACUGUGACAAGAGAUUCAGUCAGUCAACAGAUCUGAAAAGACAUGAGAGGAUCCACACUGGAGAGAAGCCGCCCACGUGUGAUCAGUGUGGAAAGAGUUUUGCUAUUAAACGCUACCUGGAAAAACACAUGAAGAUCCAUGCAGUAGAGAAACCACUUAAUGGUUUAAAAAAAAGAAUGAAAAAAAACGGAAAACGCGGACGAAAUUGUAGUAUUGUAGUAGAAAGGAGCAUUUUAGAAUGA